GUAGAGUUUAAUAUCUAUAUUUGUUAAACUGACCAUAUCAAGCAAUAUGGCAGGCCAGUCUGAGAGCGGCAGACAUCUUAAAUUCCUGGCCCGAUGCAGAAGUAGGUCGAGUGCUGCGAGAUUAUGGCGAAGAAAGCAACUGGCGUCUCCUGCAGAAUAAGAUAGUUCUAGCCCGUCUAAAGGGUGGUAUACAUUCCACCACAGAGCUGAUUGAUCUCAUUCGUAGCAUGACUCAUGGGGCAAGGGGUAAUGCCACUUCAACUCUGUUAACAAAUGUGGCUUAACAAUUGUUCAGAAAGAUUUGAGUUGUGAGAAUCCAUUUAAGUUGGUUUCAACAUGCUGGCAGGAGGGAGGCAAGGCUGGAUAAAGACGGCAACACGGGUGUUUCAGGCACUGAGAAUCGCUGUGAAUGAUGAACUCAGUAUACUGGAGAAAGCCCUCAAGGAUUGCUUUGCUUGCCUUGCACCUGGUGGAAGGUUUGCUGUCAUUUCUUUUCAUAGUUUAGAAGACAGAAUCGUCAAACAAACGUUUCUCAGCAUUAUCGGAACUGGUGAGGUCCCCAAAGAUGAUUGUGCUGGCGAAGCAAAAGAAACAUGGGUCAAACAAAUAGUACGUGGCCCAAAUGGGUCAAUUCUCACAAAGAGGCCUAUAACACCUUCUGAAGAAGAAGAAAGACUUAACCGACGAUGCAGGAGUGCCAAGCUUCGGGUGAUUGAGAAAUCCCGAUGACGCUAAUGGGCCUUUCUGAAGAAUGAUUGUACAUGGCCGUGUGUCCCACUACGUGGCAUCCGCCGUGGCUGGUGGCCUACGUUGUAGCUGAUGUUCUUUGCUUUGUACGUUUGUUAGAUGGUAGUUGCUGUUUAAUUUUGUGGUAUUUCAAGUUUCAAUGUUCCUGGUGCUUGCGUCAAUCUUUGAAAGCUCAAAGCUUGAAAUUUUAUAUGAUUAAAAUAUUUGAGCUCAGCUUAACCUUCUGGAUUGAACAGCUUUGACAAAUCUACCGCGUGACGUGGUGCUCUGUUACGGACAUUGCUUUUUUUGGAUCAUGCAUGUGGCAUGUCUGCUCGAAAACGGUUAUUUCGCUACUCUGGCUUUCUUUACAGGCCUUAGUUCGUGUUCAUAAAAAGAAGGCUCUUCAAUGCUCUCGGAAUUGGUGGAUGUCUUCCGGGACACGUUCUUAUGGCGCUUCACCUUUUCCCCUGCCUUCUUCAGUGAAGGCGGAUCCAACCAGCUUUGCGGAAUGAUGGCGAGUGCACAAGCUGGGUUUUCAAGGAGCAUUGCAAAUUUCACUCUGCCACGCCACUCCACAUCUGGAGGAAGAACGGAGACCACAAUGGUACGUAAACGAACUGCACUUGAGUCGAGGAUAAAGAAAGCACAUUUGACUGCCGUAAGAAAGCACGGACUGAAGCUUCCACCUUCUGAACACGGCUAUCAUUUUAGCGAGUUUUUAAGUCAUCCUGAAGGCGUCGAGUCGGCUUUGAACGUCAAGGUUGCCAAGAGCUUUCACGUGCUUGACGAUUGCACGUACAGAUUGGUCCUCCCGCAGAUUCGACUUCUCAGCUUCGAUGCAUUCCCUGUUAUGGAUUUGCGGACAACCACGACUGCCGAGAACUUCACCGUGGAGAUGCUUUCUUUCAAGUUCCGAGGUGCGGAGGCCCUGGAAAGCGAAAAUGACCAUCUUAUAGGUUUAUUGUGGAGCCGUAUCAUGUGGCAUACCAAGGGUUCGGAGUCAUAUCUCGAGCUUAAGAUGGAAUUAGAUAUGAUAAUGGAGCUCGUGAAACUUCCCUUCUCUUUGCUGCCUCCUGCUGCCGUUGAAAUUCCUGGGAAUAUGAUAGUGCAAGCUGUGGUGGAUAAUCUAACGAAAGAGCUCCUGGAGAAUGUGGCUCAAGACUAUGGCCAGUGGUACAAGCAACAAAAGCUCCAAGAAAGAGCGUGAAAAAAUAUGAACAGCCUUGGAGCUAAAAAAAGGUCAUGGCAUAGAUUUGAGUCUUGAUUGAUUCAACAGGAAUGGGGAUUUCGCUGUCCCUGCAAACGUUACAUUAGUGAAUCAAUUAUGUUAAGUGUUUGUGGGGUUGUGUCACUAUUAUUAUGCAUCAAAGUUUAUUGGACAGAGAAUUCCGUUUUCCUACUUAUUUUAGCGCCUGUUUACUUUCAUUUCUGUUUCCUGUUUUCUAUUUCUGUUUCCUGUUUUUUAGAAAACAGAUGUUGAAAACAGGUGAAAACAACAUUUUGUUGUUUCUGAAAACAGCAGGAAGUUGCCACUUUCUGUUUUCAUAGUUGGAAACGAAUAGAAAACAGAAUGAAAAAUAAACAAGUUUUCUCAUUUCGGUUGUCAAAUUUAUCACAUGAAAACAGAAAACGAAAAUAGAAGUGAACAGGCCCUAAGUGAUAAUCCAAGCAACUUCUCUCCGCCUGCAACUAAUCAAUUACUGAUGCAUGCUCUUACUCAUUUUCCCUAAAAGAAAAAGACACUAUCUCGCCGAUGAUUAUCGACAGAGGAUAAGGUGGUGUUGAUGGUUGUGUAACUUGUGUUUGCUUCUUUCUAUAAUCCAACUAGCUUCUCAGCAUGGAUUAAAACACUAUCGUUUAAUCCUCACUCUUCACUCUUGCCUACAAUUACAUCCAAUUAACUCGCUUCCUUAACUUCUGUAAUUGGACAUUUAAGGACAAUCUGUUACCAUCAACUAAUCAAGUGAGUAAGCUUCUCUUAGUACUUGAUGAAAGUUUAUAGAUCUAAUAACGAAAGUAGGUGAAGAUAAUUUUAUCAAGUGUUGGAGAUAUCUUUGUGUACCACCUUAUAAUCAAUAAAGAGGUAGAGUUCUCCGAUUCAAUCUUGUUUGGGUUGAUGGCAUACAUGGUUAGAAGAGAAGAUCGAAUAUAUAUCGGCGAGAGAUUUGAUAGAAACCUACGGUUUCUAUUAUGGUAUUAUCAUUAUUACAGUUAUUAUUAAAAUAAUAUUUAGAUAUGGUUAGUAGUCUUUGAGUCAUAUUAGGAUAGUCUAUUAGGUUUUUCCCGUCUUUCGCUAUAAAAUUGUACGUGAAGUCUUUUGUUCGAUUAAGCAGAAAAUAAUAAGAAAGAUUAUCUCCCCAAAUCCCUGAACCCCUCCUCUCUUCCUAAUCGGCCGCCGGUCAUUCUUUCUUCCUCUUCCUCUCACGUUCUUCCCCAAAUCCCUAUUCUAAUCCUCAAUUCUAUCUAAAUCCCUAUCAAUUCUCAAUCUCUUCAAUCCAAUCGUCAGAACCCUAGAAACAGGUUUCUAUCAAGAUUGUAAACCCUAAUUACAUGACAACGGUUCAAAUACAUAAUGCUACCCAUAUUUUGUCAAGAACCAGUUGCUCCCAAUAACUCGAGUUGUUGGGAGAAGGUUCUGCUGGAUCUUAUACCACUCUCUAACACGCUCCCUCAAACGAAAGCCAACUCAUGGGCUUGAAGUUUGCACAGGCUCACCAUACCUUGUGCUUUAAUCAACUGUUAAUAUUGGGGGUCGUGGAGAUUCGAACACACGAUCACUUGGCCAAACCAGCUCUGAUACCAUGUCAAGAACCAGUUGUUCCCAAUAACUCGAGUUGUUGGGAGAAAGUUCUGCUGGAUCUUAUACCACUCUCUAACAUAUUUUAACAAAUACCCUUGAUUAUC
Molecule: messenger RNA, 3633 nt
Organism: Linum trigynum
Lineage: Eukaryota; Viridiplantae; Streptophyta; Magnoliopsida; Malpighiales; Linaceae
Source: the annotation of a GenBank genome assembly